Molecule: messenger RNA, 2652 nt
Organism: Penicillium arizonense
Lineage: Eukaryota; Fungi; Ascomycota; Eurotiomycetes; Eurotiales; Aspergillaceae
Exons: 2
Coding region: 1-2652 (883 amino acids)
Source: RefSeq, a predicted model, not a curated record
AUGUCCAUCUUCGCCUAUUCACCGCCAUUGCCACCAUUUCUGUUCUCUGCGCUUGUCGUAAGUGGACUCGCCUCGAAGGCUUUACACAUUGCGUUACACAUUCGCUCGUUACCGUUCCUCUAUUUCGUUCUCUACUCGCCAACUCUCAUUUUACCAGAUGUGCUGGUCAUAAUAUGUGUGCGGUUAUUGUUGCGCUUCCACGCACCGGAAGGCCGCUGGCAAUGGUUAUCCACCGCCGUAGGUGGGGGUCUAUCCCUAAUAACAUGGGGUGCCUCGUCGAUUCAGUUCGGAUUCUUCCUACAAACCGGUGCCGAGGUGGCCUGGGCAGCUGGUGGGAGCUUCCUCAGCGACCCAGCCGCCAUGAAGAUCCUACUUAGUGGUAUCUCGACUGUGUCUGCUGCAGCAACGGUCCUCGGACUAGUGGCGUGGUUGAUUCACUCGCACGUGUACAACCUCACCGGCCUCGGGUUGCAGGCAAUCCGAGACCUGUGUAUGGGAGGAUACAAAGCACGGUAUACAUUGAUUGCCCCUAGCAAGUCGUGCAUGGCCUCGUUUGACCUCCGAUCACUCCGUCGCAUCAUUCCCGCCGUCGCCAUCUGUGUGUCGCUCAUUUUCUUGGAAGUCACUCGCCCAGAGAUCCCGUACGACCAUCUCUCCGGUGCUCUCCCACUGACACUGCUCGAGGCGUUCACGAAGAAGUCCGCAACGGUCGAAGGUUGUCGUGAACCCGCGGUGCCUUUCCCUCUGAUGACUGUGGAUGCCAGCGGGAAUUCUCACCCUCUAUACCAGCCCGAUUCGUUUGUGGAACAAUGGUCACGGGCUUCUUGGCUUCCCGAAAACCCACCCAAGGGAUUUAGUCGAUGGGAUAUGAGUCCCCACGACCGCGCAGUGAAGGAUAACUCUUACUCUUAUGUUUGUGGUGGUGCUGAAGGCGGAUUCUAUAACCCCAAGAAUGACCCCAUCAAGGUUAGGAACUUGGGCGGCGAAAUCUAUGAACCCUUGAAGAAGGCUUUCAAGGAACACUCAGUUCAGGUUAACCAUGUGGUACUAUUAACUCUUGAAAGUGGCCGAAAGGAGAUGUUCCCUACACAGCAGGGCACUCCGUUCUUUGAUAACCUUCUUGCCUCUCAUAAAAAGAAGGAUGUGGAGGAGGCGAUUGACCGUCUGGUGACGAUGACUCCCGUCGCCCAACAGUUGACUGGCGAAUACGCAACCGACAGUAAGGGAAACCGCGCCAAUCUGACAGAUUCGCCAUGGAAGACACCAACAGAAGAAGGAAUGGGCGGCCUCAACGUUCGCGGGGCUAUGACAGGCAGCUCGUUGACUUUCAAGAGUAUUCUAGGAAGCCAUUGCGGUGUCAACCCGUUGCCAGUGGAUCUUUUGGAGGAGGCAGCGCUAGAAAUCUAUCAGCCAUGCUUGCCGCAAAUUUUUGAAUUGUUCAAUGAAGGCAAAUUGACACCGGAUACCAAGGAUAACUCCAAGUCAGAGGCUUUGAAGAACCCGUGGAAGCCUGUCUUCAUGCAGUCUAUUACCGACGAUUACGACCGCCAGGAUGUCCUCAACGAAAACAUGGGCUUCAAGCACAAGGUCGUCAAGAGCACCCUGGAAUCCUCUCACGCAAAGUACCACGCCUCUGGCAAGGAAAUUAACUACUUCGGAUAUGCCGAGACUGAACUUCGACCCUAUGUGUGGGAUCUCUUCGAGGAGGCUGCAAACAACAAGACCCGCAUGUUCCUUUCUCACGUCACCAGUACAACACAUCACCCUUGGAGCACGCCCGACGAUUUCAUGAAACAAUCGUACAUGGGUGAGCAAGGAAGCAUCAACCACGAUCUGAUGAACAACUACCUGAACGCCGCACGAUUCGUUGAUAUCUGGUUGGGCGACAUUAUGAACAUGCUCGACCGGACCGGCAUCGCCAACGAGACUCUGGUAGUCGUCGUUGGAGACCAUGGCCAAGCUUUCGGCGAGGACAACAAGGACAUGACCGGAACCUAUGAAAACGGUCAUAUCAGCAACUUCCGCGUGCCUCUUGUCUUCCACCACCCGCAAAUGCCACGAGUGGACAUUACCGCCAACGCAACCGCCCUCACCAUUGUUCCCACCAUCCUGGACCUCCUCGUCCAGUCCAACUCCCUGGAUGAGCGCGACUCCGAAAUCGCCUCUGCGCUCCUCCCCGAGUACCAGGGCCAGUCUUUGCUCCGUCCUUUCCUCGCAUCUAUUAAGGAGCCAUCCCACAAGGGUCAUGGUGACCAUCAUCGUCGACCCCCACCCCCACCCUCACCGAAAACCGAGCCCGAGCCCGAACCGUCCCAGUUCGAGGCCCGGUCUCAUCCUGAUAGCCCUGCCAAGCGAUCUGUCUGGAACAUGGGCCUUAUCAAUGCCGGUGGCUCGAUGCUCUCCGUCACGACUGCCAGUGUUCCCUACCGUCUUAUCCUCCCUCUCAAAGAAGGCUUUGAAUACUCCUUUACCCACCUGGGCGAAGAUCCCAACGAGGAUCAUCCCAUCAAGGCCUGGACCCUCAAAACUCUCAUUGAAGAAGUCACCCCGAAACACGGCGAGGAGUCCGCUGCCUGGCUUUCGGAUGCCGAGCAAGUCGGAAAGUGGUGGGUCACUGAGCAGAAACGUAUCUGGGGAUACCGCGAGGCCUAA